This is a messenger RNA of Panonychus citri (citrus red mite), 2794 nucleotides long. It is a transcript of the gene Lst8, whose product is annotated as target of rapamycin complex subunit lst8-like. Gene Ontology annotation, molecular function: protein binding. Bases 1434 to 2471 code for a protein of 345 amino acids. The transcript has 2 exons. Gene Ontology annotation, biological process: TOR signaling; regulation of actin cytoskeleton organization. The record is from RefSeq and is a predicted model, not a curated record. Gene Ontology annotation, cellular component: TORC1 complex; TORC2 complex. Lineage: Eukaryota; Metazoa; Arthropoda; Arachnida; Trombidiformes; Tetranychidae.
AAUCAUUUCAUCAAAAUUUCCAAAGAUUUCCCUGUAAAUUAUUCCAUUAUAUUUUCAAUCCUUUAACUUUCCUUUGUAUUGUCAUAAAAAAAACAACCAAAAUUGAUCAAUUAUUUACAAUUUUCCAUUGACAAAGAAAAACAAUUUUCUAAAUAAUUUGAUUUGUUUUUCGCGCUCAAUUCUACAAACAGCGCCAUCUGGUGUCAAUUGAAUUAAAACUCAGAGAUAAAUAAAUUGUUCUCAAAGUCAAUGAUUACAAUUUUGUUUACAAUUAAUUAAUUGAUUAUUUGGAUCUAAUUUCAAAGUUGAUCAAAAUGUUAACCAGACUCUUGCGACUCCAACGUUUAGUUGGAUUAACAAAAUCAAGGCCUAAUUUACCUCCAACAAUUAGAUUAAUUUCUACAACCCCUGCUGUUCUUCGUCGAUCUUCACAUUUCAGAUAUGUUGGUACCGAACCAGAUAAUUUUGAUGAAGUUGAAUCUGUUUGGUUUCUCUAUUAUUCACUAUUAUGGUUAGGAUUUGCAUCCACUCUUACUCUUGGUUAUUACGAAUACUAUAUUUCCCGAAUCGGUGAAAGAUUUACUGUAACUCCUUCACUAACUUUUGAUUCUGAAAAGAAUCCACUUGAAGACAAAGAGCAAAAGAAAUAGUCCAAAAAAAAAUACCUGUUAAUAGUUUUAAUCUGAGUUAACUAGUUAAAAUAAAUUCAAUAUAAAUAUAAGGUAAACAGUUUAACUGUAAACCUUUUCAAAUCCAUCUCAUGAACUCACCAAUUGAUUAUCUUCAAAAUUGAAAAUGUAAAUCCUAAUCCAAUUUUCUAGACUAAAAUCUAAAUUUAUUUACACCCAAAAGGAGCCCGAGAAAAAAACCAAAUCAAGAAUUUCAUCAAACAAUCAAAUCAACAACUAAAAUGAAAAAUUCCCUCUGCCCCUUAACCCAUUACACUUUCUCCACCUCAGAAUCAAUUGUCCCCCAAAUCUCCAAUCAAAUCUCCCCAAUUCUAAACAACGUGAUUAACUUGAUUGUUAAAAUGAUUGCGAAUCAAAUGAAAUGAUGAUAUGUAAAAAGCGCUAGAUGGCAAUGUAAUUGAAUUUUAAAUUCUUGAAAGAGUAAAGUGAAACUGAGUCCAAGGCACAAUUUAGUUAACCAACUAAUCACCAUUGAGAAAGUUGAUCUCCUAAAUUGUUGUCAACUGUAAAGUAAUCAAUAGACUAACUGAUUAAAAGCAGCCAAUUGUUAAUCAAAAGUGUCUCAUGUUGAUUGUUAAUCUUGCCCCAGUUUCCAAACAUAUGUGAGGUUUUAUUUUCUUGUUGACAACAACAAAUAGUUUGUUGUUAUUGUUUUGUUUUUUUUUUUCUUCUCUUUGUUUAUCUUUUUGUUUAUCUUUGUUUGUAAAUAAUUGGUAAUCAUUUAAUCUGAAUUGAAGAGGAACCAUGAAAUCCGAUAUUUCCAGUGAUCAAGUUAUUCUGGCAACUGGUAGUUAUGAUCAAACAAUACGAUUCUGGUCACCUCACAAUGGUCAAUGUCUUCGGGUAGUUCAACACACCGAUUCUCAGGUUAAUGAUAUGGAAAUUACACCUGAUCGUGAAUUCUUGGCAGCCGCUGGUUUUCAGCAUAUCCGCUUGUACGAUAUUCGAGACAAUUCUAAUCCUAAUCCGGUGAUUACCUGUGACAGUAUAAGUAAAGGAGUGACGGCAAUUGGAUUCCAAGAAGAUACCAAAUGGAUGUACUCAGGUGGAGAGGAUGGUUUCUGUCGUAUUUGGGAUUUUAGAGCUCGAAAUUUUCACGCUCAGCGAACCCACCAAGUGGGCAGUCCAAUUAAUACCUGUAAACUGCAUCCCAAUCAAACGGAGAUUUGUUUUGGUGAUCAAAAUGGUAACAUUUAUGUCUGGGAUUUACGAGGUUCAUUGAAACAAACGAUCUCGGUUGAUGAUGAUGUUUCCAUUCAGCACAUAAACAUUGAUCCAGAAGGCACUUGCCUUGCGGCUGUUGAUAAUAAAGGAAAUUGUUACAUGUUUUCGUUUACAUUGAAUUACGUUCGGUUACAAUGUUCACCAUUACAGCCUCGACUUAAAUUCAAUGCUCAUAAACGGUAUGGAUUAAGGUGCAGUUUCAGUCCUGAUUCAACUCUUCUCGCGACCACAAGUGCCGAUCAAACGUGCAAAGUUUGGAGAACCGCUGAUCUAUUACCUCUUUCAACCCAUGGAUCAGAAGACGGAGGCUACAGUCGUUCAAGUAACUCGAUUUGGCACACAUUUGAUAACAUGUCGCCCGUGGUUGAACUUCAAACGGCUAAUCAACGUUGGGUCUGGGAUUUAGCCUUUUCAGCCGAUUCACAAUACAUAAUCACCGCUUCAUCCGAUAAUAAUGCUCGAUUAUGGAGUAUAAACACUGGAGAGGUCAAGAAAGAGUAUGUCGGCCAUCAAGGACCAAUCACUGCCUUAGCAUUUUCAGAUGCUUUCAUUGAUUAACCUUAAACUUACUUGAAAACCAACGGAAUCAACAAUUAUCCCCAUUAAGCCAACGAUUAAAUUAAAUUAAACAUCGAGAUUGACAAAUUUCACAAAGAAAACAGGGAAACAAUAUAAUCAAUAGAUCAAUUAAAGGAUUGAUUAAACUAUCAACUGCUUAACCAUAACCAUUGCGGUGCCAAAAUUUUAUAACAAUUACAAAUAAUCACCCAAUUGAUCAGCCCUGAGGCUAAAUCAUAAUCUAUUGUCAUCAAAAAUUGUCCAUUGUGUAAAUAGUCAUUUAACUGCCUUUUGAUACACAAUUAAAAAAGCUUCAUGUGAAA